Molecule: messenger RNA, 1040 nt
Organism: Mytilus trossulus (common blue mussel)
Lineage: Eukaryota; Metazoa; Mollusca; Bivalvia; Mytilida; Mytilidae
Product: L-rhamnose-binding lectin CSL3-like
Exons: 4
Coding region: 143-883 (246 amino acids)
Molecular function (GO): carbohydrate binding
Source: RefSeq, a predicted model, not a curated record
ACUAUAUUUAACUAUAGUUGUCCGGUCACUUUUUCGCGGGGAUCGUUUUUCUCGUGCUUAGAUCUCAAUGUCCAGACUUGCAUAUUUAAACCUCGUCAGGACAGUGUUUCUUUAGAUUGGGGAAAACUUUCGUACUAGAAAAAUGGUGCUAUCAGUAAUAUUUUACUGUUUGAUGGUAUUCGCAAUUGCAAACUGCAAAAAGAACCAGCUACAAUCCGAGAAGAUGGCUUGUGAAAACUCCAUAGUGAACCUAUCAUGUCCAGACAAAACAUCCAUCCGGAUUGUCACAGCAAGUUAUGGGCGGGACGAUUAUAUCACGUGUCCACAUUUACAUAUUAGGACUGAUGACUGUUCUGCUGUCAAUUCCCUAACUGUAGUUCAAGGCCAGUGUGACGGACAACAGUUGUGUAAUGUCAAAGCAUCAAAUUCUAUUUUUGGCGAUCCCUGUGUAAACACUUACAAAUAUCUGAAAGUCAAAUAUGUUUGUGAGAAAAAGAAAGGACCAUCGCCACCCAAUAAACCAUCUUCUAAGUUAACAUAUGUAUGUGAGGGUCAAAGAGGAAAUAUACAGUGUCCUGCUAACAAAUACAUCAAGAUCAAUGGAGCGACAUAUGGACGGACAGACAGAACAACAUGUCCAUCCCCUAGAAUCAGGACAACAGAAUGUUCUACGGAGUUCCCACUUCCUAUGAUAAGGGAUCAAUGCCAAGGUCAACAAGAAUGUAUUAUUACAGCCACAAACGCAUUGUAUGGAGAUCCAUGUGUGAAUACGUACAAGUACCUUACUGUAAACUUUGACUGUACAGGAAAAGGAAAUGCGAAUAAAGAAAAAGGAAAUGCGGAAAAAGAAAAAGGAAUGAAGAAUGCGAAUGAAGAUGAAUAAAAAAAGACUAGUGAUUCGAUUUAAAUUUGUCAUUGUUUGCUGUUUGUUUGCUGUAGUUAUUGGUGUAGAUAUGUUUAAGUAUUGUUGUAGACACAUUUUAAAGUAGUGUAUACAUUCGUUUUACUUUGUUCAAUACCAAUAAAUAGAUAUCGACUGA